CUGGCCUUUUCUGAUUAGGUGGAAGAAACUUUAAACCACUAACAUUAACAAAAGUCUUUUUCUUUUAAAGAAAUUUUUAUACUUUCAUUUCGGUCCCAAAAUAAUUAUCCAAGUUAAAUUUGUACUACAAAUUGUAAAUCAAAAUGAAAAUUUUAAACCAGAUAAUCAUUUUUAUUAGAACAGAUUGGGUACAUGAAUUUGUUUUCAUCAAAAUGCAUCUAUAAAUACAUAUCAUUUUGCAUUUCUGAUAAGUCAGUCAAUGUUUCUACACACAGCAGUCUCAACACAUUUAGUGACUUACACCACAUAUAUUUGGCCCUCAUUAUGCUGAAAAGUUUUUGCCCAAAACCAAGACAUAAUAUGGCCACAUGGAAUCUAUUUCUUGUAAUAAUGCUGAUGGAUAUUAUGGUAAGUGGGUGGAGGUUUGGGUUCGGAGCUGAUGGUUUGAGCAUGCAAUACUACUCAUUUUCUUGUCCACCAGCUGAAGGGAUUGUAAGAGACACUGUCAAUAAGGCUUUGAGAUCUGAUCCUACUCUUGCAGCUGCCCUUAUUAGGAUGCAUUUUCAUGACUGCUUCAUCCAGGGAUGUGAUGCUUCAAUUUUGAUCGAUUCUACAAAAGAUAAUGUUGCUGAAAAGGAUUCCCCGGCGAAUUUGAGCUUAAGGGGUUAUGAGGUGAUAGAUGAUGCAAAAGAACAACUUGAGCAGUUGUGUCCUGGAGUUGUUUCUUGUGCUGAUAUUGUUGCUAUGGCUUCUACUGCUGCUGUUUUCUUUGCUGGAGGUCCCUAUUAUGACAUACCAAAGGGAAGAAAAGAUGGGAGAAUAUCAAAAAUAAUGGACACUAUUAAUCUGCCCGCACCCUCCUUGAAUUCCUCAGAGCUCAUCAAAAUGUUUGGUCAGCAUGGGUUUACUGCACAAGAAAUGGUUGCUUUAUCAGGUAAUUAACCUAAUAUCAUUUCACGAAUCUCACUAGAUUGGUCUUUUUUAAACCCAUCUUUACAAAAUACAAAUUAAAGACUCUAUUGGUCUUAUAAUGUAAAAAUGUAACAUUUUAAGAUAACGCAGACACAAAACCAUAUAGUGUGUUUGAAAGAUAACUUUCAAAGGAGCUAAAUUCGUUAGGUUUAUUAACAAAAGAUAUUUGACACUAUAUAGGUUAAUACAUGAAAAUGAAAAUUCAAAAAAAAAAAAAAAUUGUUACAUGAAAAGCAUACAAACAUUAACAAAUAUAAAUUUUACGUCUUAUUAUCAGACAGACAUGUUUAUAGAAUUCAAAUCGCCAUUGCUUGUGAAAUUAACUCUUAAUGAAAACAAAUACUUAAAACCAUUCUAUAACAAUAAUUUAAUUCGUUGAACUGAAAAUAUGAUCACGAAACAGAACGAGUAGAUUUUGUUUUCUUUACUGACAUCUUUUAUUCAUUUGGUGUAGGGGCACACACACUAGGAGUGGCAAGAUGUUCAUCAUUCAAACAAAGAUUGAGUAAUUUUGACUCAACCCACGAUGUGGAUCCAACCAUAGACGCACAAUUCUUGAAAACAUUAUCAAAGACAUGUAGUGGGGGUGACAAUGCAGAGCAAAACUUUGAUUCCACUCGUAACACUUUCGACAAUGACUAUUUCAACCAAUUGCAACUCAAAUCCGGGGUUCUCUUUUCUGACCAAACCCUAUUCAUGAGUCCCAAAACUAAGCCUAUUGUCAAUGGCUAUGCCCUUAAUCAAGCCAUGUUCUUCAUGGAUUUCCAACAAGCCAUGCUCAAGAUGAGUUUGCUUGAUGUCAAAGAAGGGUCCAAAGGGGAAGUAAGGGCCAAUUGUCGUAAAAUCAACUGAUUUCUUUUACUUUCUUCUUCUUAAAUAUGUCCAACAAAAAAUACGUGAUGUGAUUAUUAAGAACUUGUUCCGAAGCCAUAUUGUGAUUAUGUAAGUACUUAUUUCUCUCAUUACAUAUGCUAGCUUAUGUACGUGUUCCAUCAUCUUCAAAUAUAAUGCCAUAUAUCUAGUGUUUACAUGUAGUCUUGAUUAAAAAAAAUAUAAUGUAUGGCCUCUCUUUUGUUUCUAAGUUUGUUUGCAUUGUACUUUGCAUUUUCUUCGAAGAAGACAAGUAUACAAUAUUUUUCUGGUAUAUAAGUAAAAAUGACAAACAUUUUUUUUAAAAAAAUGAAAUUUAUUAAAAUUAAUGAGAAUGGAAAACCUAUGUGCACGCAAAACACACAUUGAGUGUGGAAAACCUAAUUCAAAGUUGGUUUAUCUAUAAGUUUCUAGAAUUUCCUCGAAAUCAUAGAACUCCAACAAUCAUGUCACUCGAGCGGAAGAAUGGCGAUCGACA
Messenger RNA from Oldenlandia corymbosa var. corymbosa, 2320 nucleotides. NCBI's taxonomy places the organism in Eukaryota, Viridiplantae, Streptophyta, Magnoliopsida, Gentianales, Rubiaceae. The record is from the annotation of a GenBank genome assembly.